Messenger RNA from Phytophthora nicotianae INRA-310, 2019 nucleotides. RefSeq lists its product as hypothetical. Lineage: Eukaryota; Oomycota; Peronosporomycetes; Peronosporales; Peronosporaceae. The coding region runs from base 82 to 1362 and encodes 426 amino acids. Gene Ontology annotation, biological process: amino acid metabolic process; biosynthetic process. The record is from RefSeq and is a predicted model, not a curated record. Gene Ontology annotation, cellular component: mitochondrion. Gene Ontology annotation, molecular function: pyridoxal phosphate binding; L-aspartate:2-oxoglutarate transaminase activity. The transcript is spliced from 2 exons.
AAUUGCUCCGAUUAGCGGCAGCGUGUUGCUUGCUAGCAGCUCACUCCCGAAAAUCCUCGGCAUCGACUUCCUGCAGCGAUCAUGCUCUCCCCUCGUGCUAUCCAAUCUGCGCGUGGCGUCGCCACCAAGGCCGCUUCCGGCAAGUGGCUGGCCAGCGUCCCCAUGGGCCCGGCCGACCCCAUCCUGGGUCUGACUGAGCGCUUCAACAAGGACACGGACGCGCGUAAGAUCUCGCUGGGUGUGGGCGCCUACCGUGACGACGACGGCAAACCGUACGUGCUGCCGUCCGUGCUUGAGGCUGAGAAGCGCAUCAUGGCCGCCAACAAGAACAAGGAGUACGCCGGUAUCGCCGGUAUGAAGGACUUCGUGGACCUGUCGCUCGAGUUCGCUUACGGCGAGGACUGCGACGCUCUGAAGGAGGGCCGUAUCACCGGUGUGCAGACCAUCUCCGGCACUGGCGGUGUGCGUCUCGCUGGCGAGUUCUUCCACAAGUUCCUGGGCAAGGACACCCCCGUGUACCUUCCCAACCCGACGUGGGGCAACCACAUCCCCAUCAUGAAGAACGCUGGCAUGGAGGUGCGUCGCUACACGUACUACGAGCCCGCUUCGCGUGGUCUGGACUUCACUGGUCUCAUGAACGACCUCGAGGGCGCCCCCGACGGAUCGGUCUUCCUGCUGCACGCCUGCGCCCACAACCCCACGGGUGUGGACCCCACGAUCGAGCAGUGGAAGGAGAUCGCUGACCUCAUGAAGGCCAAGAAGCACGUGCCCUUCUUCGACUGCGCCUACCAGGGCUUCGCCUCUGGCGAUGCCUCGCGUGACGCUGCUGCCAUUCGCCACUUCGUCAAGGAAGGCCACAACAUCUUCCUGUCGCAAUCGUACGCCAAGAACUUCGGUCUGUACGGUGAGCGUGUGGGCGCUCUGAGCGUCGUCACCGACAGCAAGGAGGAGGCUGAGCGCGUGCAGUCGCAGCUCAAGAUCAUCAUCCGCCCCAUGUACUCGAACCCGCCCAUCCACGGCUCCCUCAUCGUGUCCACGAUCCUGUCUGACGCGCAGCUCAAGAAGCAGUGGUACAGCGAGUGCAAGGGCAUGGCUGACCGCAUUAUCGCGAUGCGUACGGCUCUGCGCUCGGCUAUUGAGAAGAUCGACACCGCUAACGGUGUCGAGUCGAACUGGAACCACAUCACCGACCAGAUCGGCAUGUUCUGCUACACUGGCCUGACGGAGGCCCAGGUGGCCCGCAUGAUGGAGGAGCACCAUAUCUAUUUGACCAAGGACGGCCGCGUCAGCAUGGCUGGUGUCACGUCCAAGAACGUCGAGUACAUCGCCAAGGCGAUCACCGAAGUCGUGCAGAACGCUUAAGCGGUGUGUGUCCUAACCAGGAGCCUCAUUCAUAGCGAAAAACUGUCGCUGGAGCGCACGAUAGUUGCAGUGGCAAUGAGUUGUAGUAAAAAUCACAACCAAGCGAACACGACCUAAACGGUUUGAAUCACCCACUCAAUUGUCAAACUGUUUGCCUUAGUCAGUACGCUUGAUUGUUUAUCAGACUGCCUACCAACAUGAACAAAUUUCGCUUAAAGCUGACAAUCUUCCGUGUUUGAAGUCGACUCAGACGUAGCUGGCGAUGAGAUGCUGUCGCUCUCUUUGGCUUGGAGGAACUCGGACUUCCUAACGAAGCGUCCUUUGAUGCGAGGACAAGAGUUGGCGAGACGCUUGCGGCAGUCGUAUUUGAUGCGCUUGUGGUACACUCGAAGCUUUCGCUUCUCGUGGAAGCGCUUUAGUCGCUCGCGGCGCUCGGCAGGCGAAUAGAUACCAAUCUUUCGCUUUGGUGGCUCGUACUGAGGUUGAAAUUGCUGACGCAGUUGCAUACCAAUUUGGUGGUGAACGGGGAGAUAUAUGUUGGCUCCGUUGAACCCCAGAGACGUCGAAGGAUGCAUCGGACUCAACAAUCUUUGCUGCAUCCUAUGGAAACUUUCUGGGUGACCACAGUACCAGCGUGAGUCAAUGGUUGACGCACUC